Molecule: messenger RNA, 2578 nt
Organism: Anoplophora glabripennis (Asian longhorned beetle)
Lineage: Eukaryota; Metazoa; Arthropoda; Insecta; Coleoptera; Cerambycidae
Product: protein DENND6A
Exons: 7
Coding region: 52-1749 (565 amino acids)
Cellular component (GO): recycling endosome
Molecular function (GO): guanyl-nucleotide exchange factor activity
Source: RefSeq, a predicted model, not a curated record
UCCAGUCCUUGUCCAACUAAAAUUGAAAAUGUUGAUUGAAAUAAAUCAAAUAUGACAGAUGGAGGAAAUAAUGUUUAUGAAAAUGAAUUAAAAGACAAUAAUUGGGAUGGUUUUCACAACUGGCUAUAUUGUGUGUGUGUAGUUACAUUUGAUUUGGAACUGGGACAAGCAUUAGAAAGUGUUUUUCCACGACAUGUUUCACUUUCUAAACAAGAAACUUCAAAUAUUUGUUAUCUAGCUUUCCCAGAUUCCAAUUCGGGAUGUAUGGGCGAUACAACUUUUAUUAUAAGACUGCAAAAUACCCAAGGGGAGAAAAAUCUCAAAGAGGAACAUAACAAUUACAAUUCUAAAUGUCCUACAUCCCUUCAAAUAGAUGGUUCAUAUUACUGGGGCUAUGUUUAUUUUAGACAAGUUAAAGAUGUUACACUACCUAGAGGCUAUUUCCAAAAGAGUGUCGUAAUACUGUCACUUCUUCCGUUCAACAACCUAUUUAGUAAAAUAUGUAGUUACAUAGCUCCGGAAUAUUUUGAAAAUGGAGAGGUCAGUUUAGAAGCUGUAUGUUAUAAUAUAGAGCAAUGGCCUCCUCCAGUGCCAGGGACUACAUUGAACUUGCCAUUAUUAGGAUCAGUUUUUCAAACGUACAUCCCAUUAUCAAGUAAUCACACAUCCAAUUCAACGUUGGCAUUAUUAAGCGAACCAGGUGAUAAUAAUCAGAUCCCAACUCACGUCGAAGACCUCAACAUGUUCGAUAUACUCCAACCUGUUUUGUCUCAUAUUCAUUUGUUAUGGGAAUUAGUAAUUGUUUCAGAGCCAAUAGUUAUUAUGGCUUCUUCUCCCACUUAUUGUUCCUCUAUGGUGUUAGCCUUGACAAGGUUAAUAUUGCCAUUAAAAUAUUGUGGGGAUUACAGACCGUACUUUACCAUUCACGACAGCGAGUUCAAGCAAUUUACAAGUAAAGUACACGGUCCUCCUCCUGUCAUAUUAGGAGUAACUAAUCCAUUUUUUGCCAAAACACUUCACCAUUGGCCUCACACCAUAAGAUUAAGCGACGACUUAGGGCAAGCUCAAAAAUAUAAACUGAAAAAAACGGCCCCUACAAAGAUGAUUGAUAAUAGCCCUGGGGUGUUUACUGCUUAUAAACCGUUCUUACAAAAAGAUAAAAAUAUAAUAAAAAAGUUGCUGACGGGAGUUAAUUCAAAAAGACCUUUUGAAGUUCAGUCAGCUCUUCUUAGAAGGCAUUUGUUAGAACUUACUCAAAGCUUUAUGAUUCCAUUAGAGAGGUACAUAGCUAGUUUAAUGCCACUCCAAAAGAGUAUAUCUCCAUUUAAAGCAGCUCCGACACCCCUGCCGUUUAACCCAGAUCAAUUUUUUGCCACAUUGGACGUUGCCGGACCGCAACUAACAUUAAAUAAUACAGGCAUAAAAGGAGACUGGGUUGGGUUGUACAGAAAAUUUUUUAGAUCUCCUAAUUUUAAAGCAUGGUUCAAUACGAGAUACACAGAAUUAACUUUGAAACUUCAAGCGUUGCAAUUGGAAGCUCUCUCAAAUGCUGAUUUGAAGGAUUGGGUUCAGGGUCGUCCAGAAGUUGAGGUAGUCGAUAUGGUUUUAAAAAUAAAGAACAAAAUUACAAAAUGUAAUGAACACGAUAUACCAGUUAACGAAACAACAAAAGAACAGCUAAAUCUUCGUUUAAGUGACAUCAUCACUUCUUUACCCGACGAUCUUAAAAACAUAUUACAAGUUUCAUGAUACCUGCUAAAAAGGGCUAGUAAUUUGAACACAACAUUAAUAUAGCAAUGUUUCACGAUCACCUAAUUUUUUCAAAGUUGAUAGUCGAACAGGGUAAAACGAAGUAUUUACGGUGUGUCUCACUUCACCUGUUUGAGUCAAUGCCCUAGCCCUUCCGUAUUGUUACUAAAUCGUUAUUUUUGUACAGAUUUUUACAUGUACAUUGACAUUCAAUAAGCCACUACUAAAAAAAUUAAAUCAACGUUUUUUUUCUAAUUUAACGUCACACAUUAAUUUAAACAUUGACUGGGUUUAUAUGCUCUAAUUUUUUAACAAUUUUCAAUUGACAUACAAAACUAUUAAUUCCGUAAUGAUUUCUAAUACAAAGCGUGUUUUAAUUUUAUGGAAGUUACAUUUUUACGGAAAAAAGUAAAGUUGCUUUUCCAAACUGAUUUUUUUUUUCAUUCCAAUUAUUUCUAAAGUAUAUCACUUUUUUUUAUAUAUAACUGCUACAUUGCUCCAUAAAAACAAAACACGUAUAAAAACAUAUGUAAAAUAAGUACUCAGAACUUCAUUUUCUAAGUUCGAAACUGCCAUACUACUAGACUACGUGCAGGUUUUAUAACUAUCUAGUUGAACGCCAGUACAAAGGUUUUUUUUUCCAAAUUUCUUGCUCACACUAUCAUGUUAUUGGUCAUUAUUCAUAUAGAAAUAUUACUGUGCAAAACUUUAUAUUAUAGUUACGUAGACAUCCAUUAUUUAAUAGAUUGUCCAUUGAACAAAUUUUUAUAAAUCAUAGUUACAAGUUAAUGUUCAUUUGUAUAUAAAAGUUUAUUAAACAAUUUAUUUU